Cucurbita pepo subsp. pepo (vegetable marrow) is the source of this 834-nucleotide messenger RNA. Its product is annotated as SAGA-associated factor 11. The record is from RefSeq and is a predicted model, not a curated record. NCBI's taxonomy places the organism in Eukaryota, Viridiplantae, Streptophyta, Magnoliopsida, Cucurbitales, Cucurbitaceae. Gene Ontology annotation, cellular component: DUBm complex; SAGA-type complex.
GAUGAAUCUUCUUUUUACUUCCUAGUUCUUCCCCUUUAUGCAGUCAUGUCGGCUCCCAAUUAGCUUGGAUUUGUAGUCGCUAUCCAUAUCAGUCUGUAUUGAAACUCUUCCUUCUUCUAGAUCCAUGUCAAUGCCUGAUGAGGACAAUGCAUCGUCUCAGCUUUCAUCUAAUUUCUUUGGGGAUCUCCUGGAUUCCGUGAUUGUUGAUGUUGCAUCGGAAUGCCAUCGAAUAGCAAGGUUAGGUCUUGAUCGUAACUUAGAAGAGGAAGAAGAAGAAUUAAGACUUUCAGCACAGGCGCGAGUAAGAGUAGCUGAUUCUAGCAAUAGUAGUGAAGCAAACGGCAAAUAUGUAGUUGAUAUUUUUGGACAAAAUCAUCCUUCUGUUGCAAGCGAAAUAUUUGAUUGCAUGAAUUGUGGUCGAUCAAUUGUGGCUGGGAGAUUUGCCCCGCAUUUAGAGAAAUGCAUGGGAAGGGGUAGAAAGGCUCGUCUCAAAGUGACAAGAAGUAGUACAGCUACACAGAGCCGGUAUUCACGAGGCAGUUCUGUUUCUGCAUAUUCUCCUUAUCCUAAUUCCACCAGCACAAAUCGCUUACCUAAUGGAACAUCUAGUCUUGCAGGGGGCGAGUACUCAAACGGUCCAUCCGGAGAGCCAUGAACAACAGUGCAAUGGCUGAGUUAUUUCAAUUUAGGAAAACAUACUGUAAUCUGAAUGUGCUCGCAGGAAUUUAAUGAUAUCUCCUGUCAUGUUUUUAUUUUACAUGACUUCUUUGUAUGGGUUAUCAUUACAUGGGAAAAAAUAUGUUCUGUUUGGAAUCUGGAUGUAUUAUGGGUUCA